Mytilinidion resinicola is the source of this 2049-nucleotide messenger RNA. RefSeq lists its product as uncharacterized. Gene Ontology annotation, cellular component: cytoplasm. NCBI's taxonomy places the organism in Eukaryota, Fungi, Ascomycota, Dothideomycetes, Mytilinidiales, Mytilinidiaceae. Bases 1 to 2049 code for a protein of 682 amino acids. The record is from RefSeq and is a predicted model, not a curated record. The transcript is spliced from 3 exons.
AUGAAUUCCUUCGGCACCAAUGCCUCACAGAGGUCUUUAAACACCUCGUCCCUUCUCGCGCCAAGGGUCCUCUCCAUAACAGACAACACUUGGACACACCAGAAAGUGCUGUUAAUCUCAGGGACGAUCGGUGACCCGUCACUGAAGCCGCUGGACGGCACUUUGACCUGUUGCCAUCACCAAGACAGCUUCCCCCCGACCAAUUGGCCUGUCCAAGACUCUCACUUCAAAGCACUAGUCCACCUACAACCUGGGCCAAAUCGGCUGCGUCUGGACUUUACUUCACCAAAGGUGUCCUCCGGCACCACCUCAAUCCCAGCGCAUUCAUCUUUCAUCCAGAUCAAUUACCUUCCUCUCAACUCGUCUCCGCCUCUGCAUUUAGCCAUAAUUCUUGGGAAGGAUUCCCCCGGAACGUAUGAUGCGGUACCCGAGCGGUUACAGAGGGAAGGGAAUGGAUUGGAUAUUGCAACUAGGAAAUUCCGCAUGGCAGCAUACUUAUGGCAAGCCUUCACCGGCGAACAAAUGUACCGCAAUGGUCUAGGUCGUCGGUGCUUCAGAAUUGAAGAACAAUGGCAACCUGGCACACUUACGUACGAGGAUCAGAAUACCGGAACGAUGCGAAACGAGGCCAAAAUCCAUAUAAUCAGAUCGAAUAAGACCAUGGCUGAGAUCAGAGAUCUCGAUCUUGCGCAACAGUACGACAAGGCUACCAAGAAAGGGGACCUCUUUGGAAUUGCUGGGGAUGCGGUGAAGGAAUACUUUCAGCUCAAACCUGGGCAGAAGCACUACGUCUCGUGCUUGUUUCUUGACACUCACUGGGACCCGAAAGUGAAAGUCGUUCGGGGACAUGCUGCGCUUGGCGGCGGCGAUGGCGACCUUCAGCUUGCUAUCUUCGGAUCACACGCGCUACAGAGCUAUCCAGCAAGUCUUGAAGAAGUUGUGCCCGCAUUCUCAGAUUGCACGAAGACUGAUACGGCGUACGUUGCAAACGACUGCAAUGAGUCCGGGAGCAACUGGGAGGCGGCCAACAUUGGCAUUGGUGCCCAUAUGCAUGAAACAGGGCAUUUGUUCGGGUGCCCGCACCAAGAAAGCGGUGUCAUGUUACGCGACUAUGUUCGACUCAACCGAACGUUUACGUGUAGGGAACCUUACUCCACGCGCACAAAGUCUCCAGGACAGCGCCUUGUCUUGCAACAAGACGAGUGCGCAUGGCACAGACUGGACUGUCUGCGGUUCCGCUUCCACCCUUGCUUCAAACUUCCGUCUGACAUGACGCCGAGCGCCGACGGAAGCGUUCAAGUCUGGACAGUUGAUGGUGGAGUGCUAGCCACGGCGCCAACUGGUGUAGCCUGGAUUGAGCUAUACACAGAAGGAGACGACCUUUGCCGUACUCACAUCGAGUACUUCGACCCGACCAGUGGCAAAUCGCCUCCUGCCCACGUUUCGCUCACCGAGUCUGACCUGCGAGACCGGUUACCCAGGGACAAACGAAACAAGAAGCUGAAGCUGGAAAUCUACUCAACCGGCGGAGGAAAGCAUGUCGUAGAGGACUUUAGCCAACUUGCCAAUACGAAGAACUGCCGUGUUCGCCUUCCAGAUGGCCGAUGGGGCUUUCGCGGCAGCAAGCUUGGCUUCUCUCAAAUGGAAGGCUCUCAACCGCAGGAGGUCAUAAUCGACAGUUGUUACAUCCAAACCAAACUCCUCAAGACCAUUAGAGUCUACCAUGGAUUUGCUGUGGAUGGAAUUGAGUUCUUCUACGAAGACUCGGAGAGCCAGCUGUUCGGGAAGAGAGGAGGAAAGGCUGGUGGCUCAGAAUUUACUUUGGACACUCGGAGAGGCGAGCUCCUGAUGGGCUUUUACCUGCGAGCCGGCUUGUGGAUUGAUGGGUUACAAAUUCUGACUAGUCUGGGACGGAAAAGCGAAAUCUUCGGGAAUCCUACUGGCGGCAGUGGACAUACCCUACUGCCUCCCCGCGGGUACAUCAUAGCCGGCAUCUCCGGUUCUUGCGCAGGAUGGCUGGACGGCUUUUCUCUAAUCAUCACUCGUUGA